This is a messenger RNA of Suillus plorans, 948 nucleotides long. RefSeq lists its product as uncharacterized. The transcript is spliced from 16 exons. Bases 1 to 948 code for a protein of 315 amino acids. The record is from RefSeq and is a predicted model, not a curated record. Lineage: Eukaryota; Fungi; Basidiomycota; Agaricomycetes; Boletales; Suillaceae.
AUGAGCAAGGCACCCUCCGCCGAAUCUGCUAGAUCCAAGUCACACACUGCAAUCACGGCCGUAUUGCUGCGCAUACUACUAAAUAUGUCAGUCCCAGACACCUUCAAUUUGCAACUAGUAAAGUACACUAACGUCGCCGCGUUAGCAGUCCUAGCUUAUGACUACUUUGUCACGUUACACUCUGAAGUCCAGUGGUCUUUGGGACGGAAGUGGGGGGUCGUUCGCACUACCUUCAUGGUUUCGCGAUAUGUGCCUUUUGCUGGUGCAAUCAUGACCUCGUACACUGCUAUUAAGACAUGGGGCACGCAAAAUUGUGUGCCAUUUAAUAAUGCUACAAAUGGUAUGCAUUUCCUAGGAAUCAUUGCCUCGGAAGGAUUGUUGAUUGCCAGAAUAUACGGCUUUUCUGGCAAUAACAACACUUACCUGAUCGUUCUCCUCUGUUUUGCUUCGACCAUCUUGGUGAUGGCUGUGAUUAUAAGCGCUGUCCCUAUCAAUUGGAACAUGGCAGGCUCCCCACCUUGCGCGUUUGAGGGGAGUCGUCAUAGUGCCCUUCCGUAUGGACUCUUAGUGUUCCUCGAGAUCGUUCUUAUGUCCACCACCGCAUAUUUGAGAUAUCGACAUUAUCUUGGUUCUCAUAGCACGCUGAUGAGAAGUAUCUAUCGCGAUGGACUGCUCUACAUGUUCUGCAUCAUAAUGAUAUCAUCAGCCAAUGUGAUCGUAAUCAGCGUCCUACCUCUCUCGUACAGCGAGAUGCUAAACGCACCCCAGAUUGUUAUACAUAGCGUUCUUGCUUCUCGCAUACUGUUCAAUCUUCCAGUGAACAAGGCGCCGGUCUUCCCCACAUACCAAUCGACGCCUUCAACGGAAAUUUUAUCGUGUCCACCCGAGUUUGAUGCGAUGUCUGAAGGCGGUCAGACAGUUUGUGACGUUGACCACAAUCAAGUUUAG